AUGGCGCACCAGGUGUCCAUCGCCUUCCAGGACCUGGCCGUGCGGUUCUCUGAGGAGGAGUGGCAGCUGCUGGGGGAGGGGCAGAGGGAGCUCUACAGGGAUGUGAUGCAGGAGAACUACGAGGCGCUGGUGUCCCUGGGGACAGCUGAACUGCUCCCCCUCUCUGCCUUCCUGUCUCACACGGAGCCCGGAGGAACCAUGAGCAGGAGCACAGCUGGUGAGGAACAGGAGCCUCCCCGGGGAGGUGCCCUAGGAGGAGCACCCCAGCACAGCCUGCACCUCACCGCCCUGGUGCAGCUGGUGAAGGAGAUCCCGGGGUUCCUGUUCGGGGAAGUCGGCCCCGAGAACGGGGGAGCCAGCCUGGAUGGGGAGCGGGCGAGCCCCGAGGCAGCUGUGACGGCGGGGGCUUGUCCUCUCCAAGGCCUUCCAGAAGGCUGCCUGCCAGACACGCCCAUCGACCAGCCCAGUCUGGCCACCACACCCAGUGGAAGCUCCUCAGCCAGCGGUUCCCCUGGAGCCAGGGGGCAGGGAAGCCCCCUCCCCAGCAAAGCUGCAGACACAGCUGGGCCUGCAGAGAAGGAAGGCCCUGGAGCCCCAGGCCGGGAGCGCUGUCCUCCCGCCUGUAGCCCCGGCAGAAGGAGGAGCCACAGAAAACCGCUGGGAGGGGCUGCAGGGGCAGUGAAAACAGAGGCAGCGUCCGGGGAUUGUCCCCUCCAGGGUCUGCUGAACUGUCUGAAGGAGAUCCCGGUGGCCCAGGACGUGCACCGCAGCCCUUCGGGAGUGGGGCACCCGCAGCUGCAAGAGGAUCCGGGGUCCUGGAAAAGGAAUUGUGGAGGGCCCAGACCCCUGCAGACCCCUCCUCCCUGCCCCGGUGCCGGCCUCGUGCUCCCUGUGAAGACGGAGGACGGCUGGGCUCCAAGCCCCCCAGUGCCUGCGUCCUGUCAGCUCCGCAAGCGGACCCACGCCCCCGGUGCCACCAGCAGCCCAGCGGGCGACAGAGACACCAGUGGGGUCCGCGUGCCCAGCUGGGGCUCCACAGCUCAAGCCAGCAGUGCCUCGAGCUCACCUCUGGAAGCCCUGGAGGCCUGUCUGAAGGGCAUUCCCUUGAGUGGGUCGUUACCUCCCCAGCCGCCAGCCACCUCUUGGUUCCGGAGCCCCCAGCCAGGAGACCCUGGGUCUCAAAGGCCCGAGCUACAGCCCCGAGGAUCACACAAUCAAGGCGUGACUGUGGGGCCUCUUCUGGCUUUGGGCCUGCAGGGCUUCGUCAGGGAUGGCCCUGCCCUGCCCCCAGGUCCCCGCGGCACCCCCACCAGCUUCUCCUCAUCCAGCAGUACUGAUGGGGACCUGGAUUUCCAGAUCUCCGAGGGCAGCCAAGGGCGUAGGCCUGGCAAAGGAACCCCAGUCGGAAGUGCUCCACUCCAGGGCCUGGAGAACUGUCUCCGAGAAAUACCUGUGCCCAGGUCACAGCCCACCUGGUCCUGGUCCUCAGCAGGGGACAGAGAACCACGGAGAGUGGAGCCCAAGGCCUGGACAGCAGACAAGGAAGCCGGACUGAGGAGCGAGGCGAGCGAGCCAGUCCGCCCCAGCGGGGACGUGCCCACCCGGAGCCUGCGGCCAGCCAGCCCGCAGGCACUCGCCUCCAGCAGUGUCCCUGCCUGCUGCCAGCGAGGGCUCAGAAGCCAUGCGGCCACCAGGCCAGGGCCAUGGAGGUGGCUCCAGGAGGGGGCAGUCACCACGCCCUCCCCACUCCACUGCCUGGAGAGCUCCCUGAAGGGGAUCUUGCCUGGGAGGCCCCUGCGCUUCACCUGCUUGGCCGGCCCCGGCCCCGGCCCCAGCCCCGGCCCCAGCUCCAGCUCCAGCUCCAGCUUCAGCAGCUCAGAAGGAGAAGACCCCAGGCUGGAGCCUGAGCCCUGGCAGUCGCUCCUGCAGGACAGGGACCCUCUUCCCAGCAGCAAGAGUCCUGGCCCUCUGACCGCCAGCUCCAGCGGCCCCCCGACCGGCGGCAGCACUGGGACAGGCCCAAGGAGAGCAGAGCCCAGGGACCACUUGGUUCUCAGCUCAGGAGGAGCAGAGGAGAAGAUGGGAGGCAGGUCCCUGGUGCCCAGGACAGAAGUGUGCUUGGAGGCCCCGGGCCCGCCUGGCCCCCCGGGCAGCACCCGAGGAGGGCCAGCCGGGAGUCCCUGCCCUGCCCCUCGGCCUGAGAAAAGGCCUGGGCCAGGGCCCUGCCAGCCUCCCGGGCCAGCCGCUCAGCCCCUGUCCUGGAAGCUCAGGGUUAGUGAAGAAUCCGGGGGCCUGGGGCCUGGACACAGAGGACCAAGUGUUGCAGCCAGGACCGACAGGAGGCCACUUCCCAGAGGCCUUCCUGAGCCGCCCCCCGUGGCCACCGUCCCUCCCGCCUUGCCGCCGGCCUCCCCGCAGCCGCCACCGUGUCCCUGCGGGAGUGCCCUGCAGCAGGAGCUGCGCAGCCUCAGCGCCACCCUCUCGGAGAAGCUGGAUCGGCUCGCCACAGCCCUGGCAGGCCUGUCCCAGGAAGUGGCCACCAUGAGGACCCAAGUGGAUCGACUAGGGAGGCGCCCUCAGGGCCCUGGGCUAAAGGGCCAGGCUUCCUGGCCGUGGGGCCACCCCCGGCGACCUCACUGGAUUCAUGGCCCUGCUCACAGACACCUGCCCUACUGGAGACAGAGGGGCCCCACCAGGCCAAAGCCAAAGCUCCUGCGGGGCCAGGUGGAAGGCUGCAGGGCUGGCGACGCCUCAGGCCCCUCCCAUGGGACGCUCCCCCCAGUGCCGCCUCUGCCUCCAGAGGCCCCCCGGGCAGAACCUCCUGGGACCAGCUCCAGCCCGGCCCAGCAGCCGCCAUCCUCAGCAUGCAGCCGUGCUGUGCUCACUGUGCACCCCCCGCCCGGACACACCGGGGGCCCUCAGAGCGCCCCUGCCCCUUCGGUGCCUGCUGCCUUCCCCCCCCAGAUGGCCUCUCCUGCCACCAGCGCGGACGCAGAGCUGCCGGCUGCUGCAGCUGCACCAACUAGACCCCGAAACUGGCCCAAGGACACAAACAGCCUGCUGGUGGGAGUCCAGAGAGCCCUCGAGGAGGAACUGUGGGGUGGAGAACACAGGGACCCGAGGUGGGGUUCCCCUAACCGCCUUCUUCAUCAGCUCAGCCCUGAGGGUGCCCUGCCCCCGGUCGCCUCUCCUAGGGGCCAGCCGGCUCCCGCACGCCACUCCAGCCAAACCUUCCCCAUUUCUGGGCUGUGAAGGGCUGGGCGUGCCCCUUGGCCUGACCACCCCAGAGUCCAGGACGUGUUUGCUUGGGGGGCUCCCACUUGGGGUGCAUCCCUUAGCCAUACCUCUGUCC
Messenger RNA from Molossus molossus (Pallas's mastiff bat), 3352 nucleotides. It is a transcript of the gene KRABD3, whose product is annotated as KRAB-A domain containing 1. Gene Ontology annotation, biological process: regulation of DNA-templated transcription. NCBI's taxonomy places the organism in Eukaryota, Metazoa, Chordata, Mammalia, Chiroptera, Molossidae. Bases 1 to 3252 code for a protein of 1083 amino acids. The transcript is spliced from 18 exons. The record is from RefSeq and is a predicted model, not a curated record.